This is a messenger RNA of Microcebus murinus (gray mouse lemur), 6484 nucleotides long. The record is from RefSeq and is a predicted model, not a curated record. NCBI's taxonomy places the organism in Eukaryota, Metazoa, Chordata, Mammalia, Primates, Cheirogaleidae.
ACAGGAAGUGACUACGGAGGCCGGGCGGGCGGCAGCCGGGCAUGAAGCCGGGCGGCGACCGGAGCGCGGGCGGCGGCGGCGGCGGCGGCGAUGAGCGACAUAGUGGAGAAGACUCUGACGGCGCUGCCUGGGCUUUUUCUGCAGAACCAGCCCGGGGGCGGGCCCGCAGCCGCCAAGUCGUCCUUCUCCUCGCGGCUGGGCGGCCUAGUCCGCGGCAUCACCGCGCUCACUUCCAAGCACGAAGAAGAGAAAUUAAUCCAACAGGAGCUGAGUAGUCUGAAAGCGACUGUUUCUGCUCCUACUACAACACUGAAAAUGAUGAAGGAAUGUAUGGUAAGACUUAUAUAUUGUGAAAUGCUUGGAUAUGAUGCUUCCUUUGGCUAUAUACAUGCAAUCAAGUUGGCCCAACAAGGAAACCUCUUAGAAAAAAGAGUAGGUUAUUUGGCUGUUUCUUUAUUUCUACAUGAAAGUCAUGAAUUGCUGCUUCUCCUUGUGAAUACAGUUGUAAAGGACUUGCAGAGCACUAACCUAGUAGAAGUAUGUAUGGCACUUACUGUCGUCAGCCAGAUUUUCCCUCGAGAAAUGAUUCCAGCUGUUCUUCCAUUAAUAGAAGAUAAACUUCAACAUUCUAAGGAGAUUGUACGAAGAAAAGCUGUUCUAGCAUUGUACAAAUUCCAUCUCAUUGCUCCUAAUCAAGUACAACAUAUCCAUAUUAAGUUUCGGAGAGCACUCUGUGACAGAGAUGUUGGGGUCAUGGCUGCUUCCUUGCACAUAUACCUUAGGAUGAUUAAGGAGAAUUCAUCUGGAUAUAAAGACUUGACUGGCAGUUUUGUAACUAUUUUGAAGCAGGUGGUUGGAGGAAAGCUCCCAGUAGAUUUCAAUUACCACAGUGUGCCAGCACCAUGGUUACAAAUUCAGCUCUUGAGAAUACUAGGACUUCUAGGAAAAGAUGAUCAAAGGACAAGUGAAUUAAUGUAUGAUGUUCUUGAUGAAUCCUUACGAAGAGCUGAGUUAAAUCACAAUGUCACAUAUGUUAUACUUUCACCCCAUAUUUAUAUUGGUACAGUUUAUAGCUUAUAUUGAUUAUACCAAAUUACGUUGAGAAAGGCUGGGGGCAGCUGCCAAAUUGGACGAAAUUUUGUUUCUUCACCGUAGAAAUGAAAUCUCGUCAAAUAUUUAGGACUGAAAGGCUUCUUAACCUAUGUUAUUCAGGCAGGAUCGCGUGAACUCUGGGCUCUUCAACAUCAGAUGACAAGUUUGGAAUGUUUAGAUCAUGCGCUGAUCCUAUUAUUAAAAGAGAGGACUCUGGAACUUCUUUACAGAAUUACUAAUGCACAGAAUAUAACAGUUAUUGUCCAGAAAAUGCUUGAAUAUUUACAUCAGAGCAAAGAAGAAUAUGUCAUUGUCAAUUUGGUUGGUAAAAUAGCUGAGCUGGCUGAGAAAUAUGCUCCUGAUAAUGCGUGGUUUAUUCAGACAAUGAAUGCUGUGUUUUCCGUGGGAGGAGAUGUAAUGCAUCCUGAUAUUCCCAAUAACUUUCUGAGACUACUAGCGGAAGGUUUUGAUGAUGAGACAGAAGAUCAACAAUUAAGAAUCUAUGCAGUUCAAUCUUACCUCACUUUAUUAGAUGUGGAAAAUGUGUUUUAUCCACAGAGAUUUCUUCAAGUUAUGAGUUGGGUAUUAGGGGAGUAUUCCUACCUCUUAGAUAAGGAAACACCAGAGGAAGUUAUAACCAAGCUCUACAAGUUACUUAUGAAUGACUCCAUUUCUUCAGAAACAAAAGCCUGGUUAAUUGCUGCUGUGACCAAGUUGACACCCCAAGCACGCUCUUCUAAUAUAGUUGAGAGAUUAAUCCAGGAAUUUACCAUUUCUUUGGAUACUUGUAUGCGACAGCAUGCAUUUGAAUUAAAACAUUUGCAUGAGAAUGUGGAACUUAUGAAGAACUUGCUUCCAGUUGAUAAGAGUUGCGAAGACAUGGUGGUAGAUGCUUCCUUAUCUUUCCUGGAUGGUUUUGUGGCUGAAGGACUCAGUCAAGGGGCAGCACCUUACAAACCCCACCACCAACGCCAGGAGGAGAAGCUUUCUCAGGAAAAAGUUCUCAAUUUUGAACCAUAUGGACUCUCCUUUUCUUCACCUGGCUUCACUGGACGACAGUCUCCUGCUGGCAUUUCUCUUGGUUCAGAUAUAUCUGGGAACAGUGCUGAGACAGGGCUGAAAGAGACCAAUAGCUUGAAGCUGGAAGGUAUAAAGAAAUUGUGGGGGAAAGAGGGCUAUCUUCCCAAGAAAGAAAGCAAAACUGGUGAUGAAAGUGAAACUCCACCUAUUCCUCAAGAGAGUAUAAUAAUGGAGAACGCAGAUCAAGCUAUAACAAAAAAGGAUCAAUCUCAAGUUCUUACCCAAUCUAAAGAAGAGAAAGAAAAGCAGCUGCUGGCAUCAUCUUUGUUUGUUGGGCUAGGAUCAGACAAUACAAUCAGUUUGCUUGGAAAAACAGAUACUGUUUCUCACAAGUUCAGAAAGAAAUCAAAAGUCAAGGAAACCAAAAGUGGAGAAAUGACUAGUAUUCAUAAUAUAACCGGUUCUUCCUUUAGUUCUUUGUCAAAUGUGGCAUAUGAAGGAGACUAUUAUUUGAAUACUUUGCAAGAUAGAGGAGAUAAGGAAUUAAAGAAAUUUUCUCUCAAUUCGGAACUUUUGGAUUCUGAGUCACUCACAGAACUACCGUUGGUUGAGAAACUCUCAAAUUGCAGCCUGUCUACACCUUCUUUGUUUGAUGAUAACAACAUGGAAAUUUUUCACCCUCCUCAAUCUACUACAGCCUCAGUUGCCAAGGAAAUCUCUUUAGCUUCUUCUUUGAUGGAAGAAACUACUGAAUACAUACAUUCGGAUCUUAUAGAAGUCUGUAAUAAUGAAACCAUAUCAGUGUCUUCUUACAAAAUUUGGAAAGAUGAUUGCUUAUUGAUGGUCUGGUCAGUCACUAAUAAGAGUGGUUUGGAAUUGAAAAGUGCUAACUUGGAAAUUUUUCCUGCAGAAAAUUUUAAGAUCACUGAGCAAACUGGAUGCUGUUUGCCUGUAGUGGAAGCAGAAAGCACCAAAACCUUUCAAUAUAGUGUGCAGAUGGAAAAACCUUUUACAGAAGAGAAUCUUUCUGGUUUUUUAAAUUAUCAUAUGAUGGAUACUCAUUCUGUUCAGCUGGAAUUUUCUGUAAACUUAUCACUAUUAGAUUUCAUUAGACAUUUAAGAAAAUCUCAACUGAGACUUUUUGGCAAACUCUGCUUAUCCUAUCGCCAAUGAUGUGAAGCAAAAGUAACAAAUGUCAGAAUCUCAGCUGCUCUGCUUUCUGCCCUAAAAGACCGCUGGAACGAGAAACUAAGACUCCACGUUAUUGACAUUAUAGGCAAUGAAGGGCUAUUGGCCUGUCAGCUGCUACCAUCCAUCCCCUGCUUACUGCAUUGCCGAGUUCAUGCCGAUGUAUUAGCCCUGUGGUUCAGAUCCUCCUGCUCUACUCUUCCUGACUAUUUGCUGUAUCAGUGUCAAAAGGUGAUGGAGGGAUCCUAGCAGAAGCUCUGCUUAAUUUUACUCAUCAAGAUCAAUGGUUUACAUAGAUAAACUUAUUUACCAAAGUAAAAAAACUCAUGGUACUUCUAAUGAAAAUGGGGAUUAUUAUAAGUUGUGGUUUAUGUGUUUUCUUUGUGAUUACUGGUUAAGAAAGGUCCCCAAGGAACUGUACCCCUAGCCUUUAACUCAGGAUUGUACAGUAUGUUUGGGUCCCAAAAAAGUGACCUAAGCUAAUGUUAUAAACUGCAAAUGAUUUCUAUAUCACUUAGCGUAGAGGGACUGAAAAUAUUUAUUUUGUUAUAAAUAAUUUUAUAGCUAACUUACUCUAGUGCUAACUAAUUUAUAGUAAAGCCAAGUCUCAGUUUUCUGUAUUAAUGGAGGAGAGACAUGAAAUUGAUAAUCCCAAAUCUAAUUCAUAUUUGGCUUUGGAAUGCAGUGUAUGUUUUUUUGGUAGGCAAGUCAGUACUUUUAGUUAUGUUUUGCUUAGAUCGGCGUUGCACUAAGUUGGCAUAGCACACACUAACAGUUGCAGGAGAUCCAUGAGCAUGCUGGAUAUGGGGGGGAUCCAAUCUGGGGUAUAUUUUUUAUUCUAGAUAACUUGUUACACAUAAUUCCAGAUAAUUUGGCUGUAAAAUUUGUCUGUUUUCUACUUGCGUUUAUUUUAAAAUUCAAAGUGAGUCACUGUAUGCAUUCUUAUUUGAAAAUCUCAGAGCCAUUUAUAAAAUAUUAUCAUAUAGAAACAAAACCCAUAAGAGCACAUAGUAUCAAUGCAAACAGUUAUAAAAGGACUUUUUAGUUCCAAAAACUAUCUUUGUUACCACUUAGGUCUUUUUGGCAAAUGAAAAUUUGUGAUUAGAAUAUAAAUGGCAAAACUAUCUUUCCUGGCCUUUGAAUCCACUAAUACUCAAUGGAUACAGCUGAAACAAUGACUGCCUAAGUAUAUCAUGGAAGUUCUUCUCUAAAAUAUAUCAUUUUCAUGUUAUAAUUAUGCCUGUAUGGCCUCUGUCAGAGCUAUUAUCAGUAAGAGAAGAGGUUAAGCCUAAUAUGAUUAAUGGACCAAAAUCUUGAGAUUGUACAUUAACUGGAAUAGUAUUUCAUAAAACCUUAUGGUGCUGUGGAAAACAUUUAUUAUUUCACUUUUUCUGGUACUUCACCAUGGAGACUAUUCAGGUAAUGCAGUUUUAAGUCAUUGCAGUUAAUACUUUGAUUAAUUUAUACUGUUUAUCACCCAGGUCUGGAAUUCUGAUUUUAGGUUAUCUCAUUAAUCAUAGCUGAGAUGAAGAUGCUAAGGGGAUUCCCCAGAGCUCAUAGAUUUUAUUAGUCAUUUGUGUCUAGAAUAUUCCUCCCUAAAAACAAAAGCAGUAUUUUUCCUUGAUUAUUUUUAAGUUAUUCAUUUAAAAAAUGAAACAUUAAUUUUAUUCUUUUAAAAACAUACAGUAAAACCUUGCUACAAGAGCAGUAAGUGACUAGAAUUACCUGCAUGGUAGGUUCCUCCUUUUGCAUAGAAGAUCAGAUUCAUCCUCAGACUUCCAGCAGUGUCAAGAUGUAGGGGAUGUGCUGACUCUGGGGAUGUGGUAGACACUUGAUAGCUAACCUCAUCAGCUUCCUCAUUAUAUUCCUACCUCUGUCAGCAGCCUCUGUUGCCCCUUACCUGGUUCUGUGUGACUGACAGAGAGGAAGUACCCUCUUUGUAAAGGAAUGCAGUGUGUCCCACAGGAGGUGCUCCAAUUUUUUGUGUCCUUACUUCCAUGUGCUUGCCUGGUCACUGAGAGUAGGGUGAGUGUGGAGCAGGGAGAGGUUACAAUGAGCUUUCUGCUGCAUUGUUACAGGGUGUAUUCAUGAGUGGCAGCAACAGUUGUCAUGAGAAACAUACUUGGCAUACAGAGGUGUCUCAUAGUAGGAGACAUGUAAUAGUAGGUUUAGGUCUGGGAGCCUGAUUUUGGAUCUGCCAAAGGAACAUGGUAUCACUUUUCUUUCUGAACCCACUAAUAAAAAGUAGGGUAACAGGGUUUCUACUGAAAUGUUUGGUAGAAUGUUUACAAUUUUUAUAAUUUUAUGAUUUUUAAAAACAAACACUAAUAGAAAAGAGUAGAUUUUUAACUUAAGAGUAGUAUAUACUCUGUCUAAACUCAUUGAAUGUUUUAAGUUCUAAAUCAGGCAUCACCAAUCAUUUUUUUUUUUUGUAUUGUAGGAGAUGUGACUAUAUAAAGUAGGGAGAAUGAUUUUUGUGGGUAGACUCAUUCUCUUUACCUUAUUAUAGUCAUGAUUUAGUUAAGGGGCAGCCUCUGGGGUAAGAACUAUAGGAAGAUGCUCAACUGUGUGAGCUUUGUGCCAGACAUCUAGACUGAGAAUGGAGAUGGCAGCGAGUGAGAAUCUGGGCGAACAAAAGGGAAGAUGAGAAAUCCUUACUAGCAGGUGGAGAGUCAGGGUCAGGCUCCUGCCAGAAUAAUCCCUGUGGAGGCAGGCAGAUCAGGGGCUCAGAGUUUGAAAGUGGGCCCCAAGUAAGAGUCCUUCUAGAGAAACUGCAGAUGGAAGCCGGGCAGUUACCAAGUGAUGAUGUGCCAAGCAUACCAAGCACUGCAUGUGCUCUGCUGAGGAGCAUUAUUUUAAACAAUAUUCUAUUAUCAUCUACCCAAAUAAUUGCAGUAAAAGUGAAGUAUUUUAUUUUUUUUAUUUCAUGUCAGUAAUAUUUUAAAAUAUUGAUCUAUUUGUCUUAUAUUUUUAUGGAUAAACGUCUUUGUCUCAUGAUUGUGAGCCACUGAAGUGCACUGAACCUGUUCAUGCAUCUUUUAAGAUGUUUUGCUAUGUUAAAAUUUUAGGAGAGAAAAAUGCAAGUGAGUAACAAUUUAGUAGGCCUUUGUUACCUUAUUUUGGAAUUGAAUUCUGUAAUUUGAAAAAGUUCAGUUAAACAUGUAAUAAAUACGAAGUGAUCAUA